This is a messenger RNA of Symbiodinium sp. CCMP2592, 5607 nucleotides long. Lineage: Eukaryota; Dinophyceae; Suessiales; Symbiodiniaceae. The record is from the annotation of a GenBank genome assembly.
AUGGCUGCGCCUACCUUCGACGACGACCUGUUCGACUUCAAUCUGGAUGGCGCAAGCGUCGAAGAAGAAGGCAGCGCCGAUAGCGCUGGACUAGACGACAGCGGCUUUGCUGCUGGCGCGGUCGAUGGUGACGUGGACGCUGAGCCCGAGGCGAAUGAGGGUUCCCUGGGCUCGAGCGAGAAGAGGAGACGCAAGAGGGGCUCCCGUGGUGGCUCGAACACCUCUGACAAGGACCGCAAGUGGCGAUCAGGAGCCGCCCCGGAGUUCGAUGGAGAUGUGGAGCGGAACCCAUACUGUCUGAGACACUACCGAAGAAAGCUUCUUCGGUGGGUUCGCAUAACCAAGGAGUUUUUGCCGCCGAACGAGCAGGCCUUGAGGGCGCUGGAGAAGCUGACGGGUGAGGCCGAGCUGGAGUUUGAAGAGGUGCCGAACGACAGGUUUGACAAGGCCGACGGCAUCAAGAUCCUCCUCCAGGACCUAGACAAGGCCUUCGGUGAGCGGGAGAUCUUUCGACAGGGCGGCGUCAUCCGUGAGUUCGAGUCGAUUGGUCGUAUGCAAGGUGAGUCUAUCAAUGCCUUCAUCCGGAUGUUUCGCCUGCUGGAGCGGAAGUUGUCGGACAACAAGGUCCCCGAGUACCCGGAGCAGGCGCGAGUGAUCAAGCUGCUGGACGGUUUGAGGCUUGAUGAGAAGUCAACGGCUGCUGUGUUGCUGGCAGCCGGCAACCGCUACUGCAUGAAAGACGUGCUUGAGGCUUUGAGAAUACAGUAUCCUCCGGGCAUGACCAUUACCGGCCUCCCGAGAGGACUAGCUUCAUUGCCUUCAAGGACCUCCAGGUCGGUUUCCUCAAGGGCAUCCUCUAACCGGUCCACUACGUCGAACAGUACGAGGAGGAGCUCCAGGUCUUCGAGAUGGACGCAGUGGCAGACGGAGUGGGAUCCCACGAUCUACGAGGACCAGUACGAGGACGACGAGCCGGAGGCGGAUGUCGAGGAACAGGGCGCCGACCAGGAGAACUACGAGCCCAAUGACGUUGAGCAUUACGACGAACAGGAGGAAGAGGAGCUGAUCCCGGACGACAGUCAGGUGGCUGACGAGGGCGACAAUGGCGGUGUGGACGAGGUCUCGGCGCUGCUGGCAGCCACCGAGGCCCUGACGGUGACGAGUAAGAAGCUCGCCGGCAUGAUGCAGAGCCGGGGCUUCUACAUGGAUGGCAAGGGCAAGGACAAGGGCAAAGGCAAGUCUUCCGACCGGAAGGGCAAGGGCAAAGGAAAGCCGAAAUCUGGCGGCAAGACCGCCGGCAAAGGCAAGAGCGCUGGCCGAAAAGGCCCUGGGAAGCCCAGCGCAGCCGCGAACAGCGGCGAUCGUCAGCGCCGUUUGCAAGGCGCUCUUUGCUUAGGAUGUGGCGCGGCGGACCACUGGAUAAGGGAGUGUCCCCACGUCACUCCGUUUCAGGCCCAACUGGCAUCGGCGGAUGUGGAACUCGACGCCGAAGGCGUGCCCGUCGUCCAUGUCGGCUGGAUGGUGAGCACUGAGGAUCCGGAGAGCGAGGAAAAGGUGUGCUACGAUGUUCCUCGGCCUCCCUCUGUGCUGUUGAGCAAGUGUGAAGACGCUUCCUACAUGAUUGCCGAUACAGGGUGUCAACGUCAGGUAGCAGGCAGUGUUUGGCAUCAGCAACGACAAAUCGAAACACUCUUUCUUUGCCCUCUUCGCUACGCUGAGUCGUGUCGUUUUUCCUUUGGUCCAACCAAGAGCAUGCCGAGCAAGGGUCGUUACCUGUACCCAACAGGGAUUGCGGGGCAGUUGGUGAUGAUGGGAAUCAGUGAAGUGGAAGCUCCCGCUCCCGGGCUGUUGUCUCGACCCACCAUGGAGGCUCUUGGGGCGGUUCCCGACGUGCUGGCCGGGGUGAUGCACUUCAAGGCGUUCAAUGCUUCCACUCAAUUGUACCUCAGCCCAUGUGGACAUCUUGCCUUGAGAGUAGAUGAGUGGCCGAGUGAGUGCUUCGAGUGGCCUGGCAAGUACGGUAAGAUGAACUUUCCACGACAGGGCCCUUCGGAUGUGCUUCACGACAAGAUGUUCUCUCCCGAGGAUGUGAGGCUUCAAGCCAUCAGCAAUUCGAAGGCGAAGGAGCAUCCCCGAUGGCUCGUGAACUGGCGAUGGCUGCUGGUGCACCUCCAGGAGUUCAUCACGACUACUCAACAAGCGGUGCUCUUCUACUCGGCGGCGACCCUACGUCCCAGACUGAAGGACGCCGUGUUGAAGGAGUUCAUGGAGCCUUGCUCGGCAGUGACCAUGAUGGGAACCCAGGCGGCUAUGGCGGCGGCUCAGGCGCUGCAGUUGAACUCGUAUGCCAAGAACCCCGAGAAGUGCGACCACACAAGCGGAACGGGGACAAGGACCUAUGCCGCCGGGGGACAAAGGAUCCGCAUCUGCGAUGCAUGCGGGAUGCGGUGGGCCAUCACGGCGAAGGGAGAAGCUAUCGCAGCCACACCAAAGGCAAGCCCGAGUGCCAAAACUCCUUUGGGGCUCACGGACGCUCAGAAGAAGAAGAUCGCCCAGGCCAAGAGCAAGACCGCUGCCGCUCCGCCCGAAAAGGGGGCUCUGUCCGACGGGUCGUGGUCGCGCUUAUCAGCCUCCUCGCGGGUGCCAUUGCCGGACAGGGCACCUCCUCCACCACCGACCUCGAGCUGGGAGCGUCCGACUCAGAAUCCGAGUAUGUUCCAGCUGUUUGGCCAAGGACGGCGACCGAGGCAAUGGCACGCCAGCCGGUCCAAUGCGGGGUCGGACACGGACAUGAGCACGACGUCCCAGUCCACAAGUCGCAAGCACAAGCCAAAGCCGGCGAACAAGCUUCUGGAGGACACCGGCCUCACUCCCGAGGAGCUGGACGCCAUCUUGAUGAGCCAAGCCGACGAUGUCAACUCAUGGGAGGAGCGCAUGUCAAGAGACGAUUGGGACGUGGACAUGCGGGAUCAGAUGCCAUCGGCAAUGAGGCGCGAGUUCGAGGAGCGCCGUAUGAGGCGCGACGACGAUGGCGAAGAACCGGGUGAUCUCGCUGAACUACUUCCUCACCCCUGCGGUUCAGCGGACGAUCCACUCGGUGACGAAGAUCGUGGAUGUUUUCCGUUGAAGCCGCGAACCCGAAAACGGCUUUCGGGAGCUGCCAGGUCCCUUUGGGAAGCCUGGCAAGUGGAGGCCCAAGUGUACUCGCAACGGGCGGCUGCGAGUCGCAAGCUUCGUGAACAUUUGGCCGAUGUGGUCGAGAUCGGAAGUUCUCCUUGGAGCCUCUCCGAAUGUGCUAUUCGGGCAGGUCUACGUGUUGCCGAGCCCCUGGACGGCAUGCAGGAGCUCCCUUCGGCGAUUGAGAAUGCCAUCCUUGACCGGAAGCCCUACGUGAUCUAUUGGGAGUUGCCUGAGAACGACCGUGCGAAGCUCUACUUGUCGGGUUGGGCGAGGCUUCUGCGAAAGGGGCUUCUGCGUGAUGUGGAUGUGAUAGUGCGAGCACGUCACGACCACCCCGCCUGGUUCACGAAGGAGUUCACUGAGCUGCAGGCUGUGAGCGACAGUCAACCGGUUCGUUUUGGGAAGUACCUGUACCUGUGCAAGCUCCAACCUGUCCUGGAGGAGUUGGCGGACAUGUCGGGCAAUGAGGACCACGCCCGGGCAGUACUUCGAGGCGUACAACGCUCUCUACAUCAGGCUGGUGAUGAACGCUGGAACCAGAACUGGUGUGUGGAAACAAGCCUCCCUGGGGAGGCCACGGCAUGGAUACAAGACGCCCACCUUCAGCCCGCGAUGCCGCUUUCGGUGCACACAUGGGAGCCUCCCGGUGAAGCGACUGCUGAGGUCUUCUUCUUGGAUAUCACCCGGCAUGAGGACUCCUGGAAGCCCCUGUUGGAUGAAGCCGAGACCAGGCUCAAGGGAAUGACCACGAAUGCGGUGACGCUGAAACCUUCGCCCUUCUACGAACGCGUGAAGGCCCUGGUUCCAUGGAAGCUGAAAGGGUCCAGAUCUUCCGUGGAAGUAUCCCAAGAGGGCAUCCAACAUCGUGGUGCUGCUCUCCUCUACAACGACGGCACGAUCGGACUUGAGGCCGAGAAGGUCAGCACGAUCAUUGAGGCCCCCACCAGCAAGUACGCCAAGCCGGUGCGCAUCGCUAUCUACUUCUACGGCGACGCGCCUUCCACCUCCAUGAACGACAAGGACAACGACCAACCCGAGCCAGCAAAAGUUCGAGUAACGCCGCCCGAGGCGGACACCAACGAGGAGAUGCUGCCCAACCAGCCAGGGUACCGGGACAUCUCCUUCCCUGGAGUCGAUAUCCCGAAGUUCAUACAACAGGUUCUCCGACGUCUGCACUGUAACCUGGGGCAUCUGCCCAAAGAGACGCUGGUGAGACAUUUGGCAACCGCCAAGGCGUCCGAGCUUGCCUUGAAAGGUGCGCGACACCUACGCUGUGAGGUUUGUCUUCGAGUAAGUCCUCCGCAUCAACCCCGAGUUUCGAAAGCCUUUCAGGCUAGACGUUUUAAUGAUCGUCUCUGCCUGGACAUCCUCUACCUCAAGGACAUCCGCCGUGGCACCCACAUCUUCCUCAAUUGCGUGGACGACGCUACUUGUUAUCAGUCGGCCUCCCGUCUGCAGUCCCGCUCGGAAGAGAACGUGGUGUCCAACCUGGUGAAUGGAUGGUUCUGUUUCUUUGGAGCUCCAGACGAAAUGGCCUUGGAUGCGGAAGGAGCUUUCCGGGGCAUGAGGUUCGAGUCCCUGCAUGCGCAGCUCAACGUGGAUGUGCGCUGCAUCCCUCCAGACGCACACUGGCAGCUCGGGAAGGCCGAACGUCAUGGACAGGCGCUCAGAUACAAUGCCUCCCGACUUAUCAACCAGUUUGCGGCGCUGACGAUCCCCGAGGUGAACUUGUGCGUGGCCAUGGCAUGCCAGGCGAAGAACCGUCUCCUAAGGCGGAGUGGAUCGAGCCCCGGUAUUCGGGAGAGACCCCAAGCUGCCGGCUGCUCUCUUCUCACCAACGACUCCGAGCGGCUCCUACAGAUUGAGAGUGUGAGGACCCAGGCGAUGAUCAACCGCCACGAGUACGAGGCUUCUCAAGCUCUACGUGCAGCCCUUCUCCGCGUAAAGGCCGCCCCUAUCAAAGUGGCUUACUACCGCAAACGUACAGCUGCGGGUGACGGCGAGGGCACUGUUGAGGGUUACCGCCAGGGCAUCGUUCUGGCGCUGGACCGCAACCCCAGCUCCAAUGUUGCCGUCAACAUUUGGAUUCGUAACUCCCGUGGUCGUCUAGUGCAGUGUUCCCCAGAGCAGGACCUGGAGGUCUUAAGAAAGUCGGACAAGGAGUUGCAGAUCCACCCCAGGGCGUUUCGCCCGGUCGACCGUCCAGGUCUCGAGUCCGAUGGUCGUGUUCUGGCCGAAUUGGAGGGCGCCGUUGACACUCCCAAUGCUGGCCCGACCGCUGAGGAGCUCCAGUCGCUUUGGACCCAGCAGGCCUCCGCUCAUGUUGAUACCGCCCACGCCGAGAUCGGCACCGGGCACUCCGAGAUUGAGGGCGAGAUCGAGAUCUAUGCCCAGGGCAGGGCGCGGUUCUGCCCCUUUGGAAGCUGA